Molecule: messenger RNA, 1008 nt
Organism: Mercenaria mercenaria
Lineage: Eukaryota; Metazoa; Mollusca; Bivalvia; Venerida; Veneridae
Product: probable guanine nucleotide exchange factor MCF2L2
Exons: 8
Cellular component (GO): cytoplasm
Molecular function (GO): guanyl-nucleotide exchange factor activity
Source: RefSeq, a predicted model, not a curated record
AUGGGUAUGGAGACAUGUCCAUACAGUGUGCUGGAUGUAGCACAGCUGCUUCAGACCAAUUUUGCUUUUAUAUCAGGAGCCAAGGCAAAGAAUGGGGCACCAAUAAUGACAUUUCCAGAUCGACCAAAUCUACCGGAACCCAAUGAAGAUGAGUACCGGAAAAUUGUCACCUACCUCUGUAGUAUACCUCCGCUACAUGAGACACAGAUGGGAUACGUGUUGUUGGUAGAUCGCAGACAGAGUGGCUGGGGUUCUGUCAAGACAAUUCUCAUGAGAUUCUCAAGUUUCUUCCCCGGUCAUAUACAGGUGGUAUUCCUGCUACAGCCACACGGCUUCUUCCAGCGAGCUUUCUCGGAAUAUAGGUCAAAGUUCAAAGAGGAACUCGAAUAUAAGGUAGUUUCCUUGGACACUCCAGAAUCAAUGUUUGAUUACAUUGCACCUGAAUAUGUAACACCUGAUAUGGGAGGUCAGCUAGAAUUUGAUGCUAUUGAGUGGACACAACACAGAUCUGCUGUAGAGAAGUUCAGUAGCAAUACCGAGAAAAUAGCCCUGUCUCUAACCACUUUGAUAAAGAAAAUGGAGAAUGCAUGUACACCAAAUGAUGUAGCAGGGACUGAGAAACAAAUCAGUGAGCAUUCUUCACAGAGAAGAGAGCUUCUGGAAGACCUAGAGUCAUCAAGCUUCCAUGGACAGACUUUAUUGAGCUGUAUCAAGGGAGAUAAUGAGAGAACUCCUCUUGUACAGUUGUCACAUGUUCUUGAUGUUGAAAGAUUGAUUGUACAGUUAGAAGAAACAAAGAAGAAGUUUGACGAGUAUUGGGACAAGCAUUAUUCCAAACUGCAGCAGUCCUUACAGCUGAGGAAAUUUGAAGAGAAUUUCAAACUGUUCCAAAUUAUCUGUGAUAAGAAUAUGGACUGGUUAGAGAAGAAAAUGAAAGAGAUAGGGGAUAGUGUUAAACAGGUGGAGGAGCUUAUUCAAGAAUUUGAUGAGUUUGAGACCAAAGCUAAG